Penaeus vannamei (Pacific white shrimp) is the source of this 1559-nucleotide messenger RNA. NCBI's taxonomy places the organism in Eukaryota, Metazoa, Arthropoda, Malacostraca, Decapoda, Penaeidae. The record is from RefSeq and is a predicted model, not a curated record.
AGCCCAAGAAGGCCGCCGCCCCGCCCGCGCCCAUGAGCAACGAGGUCCGAGAGGCGUGGGAGAAGGAGAGGGAGCAGCUGUACGUCAGUCUCGACGAGAAGGACGACGAGAUCAACCAGCACAGUCAGCUGGCGGAGAAGCUGAAGGAGCAGAUGCUGGAGCAGGAGGAGCUGAUCGCCGCCACCCGCCGGGACUACGAGGUUCUCCAGGCAGAGAUGGCGAGGAUCCAGGCGGAGAACGACGCUGCCAAGGACGAGGUGAAGGAGGUCCUGCAAGCCCUCGAGGAGCUCGCCCUCAACUACGACCAGAAGAGCCAGGAAGUCGAGAGCAAGUGCAAGGAGAACGAAUCCCUGAGCGAAGAGCUGACGGAGAAGCAGACGGCGCUGACCACGAUGCAAGGCGAGCUGCAGCAGAUGAAGGAUUCCUCGGUCCACCAGCGGCGCAGGAUGAACGAGAUGCUGUUCUCCCUCCUGUCGGAAUUCUUCGGCGAGGUGCGGGAACGUGGUCGGGGGCACGGCCGGGGAGCUGUCAAUUCCGGCGACCCCAAUAAACUGGAGGAGGAAUUCACGAUGGCGCGGCUGUACGUGUCCAAGAUGAAGAGCGAGGUGCGGAAUCUGGUUCAGCGGUGCAGCACCUUGGAGAAUUUCCAGGGCGACUGCAACAAGAAGAUUGACGACUACGAGAAGGAGCUGAGUGAGUGCCGUCUCCUCAUCAGCCAGCAUGAGGCCAGAAUGAAGACGCUGCAGGAGUCCAUGCAUGAGGUGGAGGUCCGGAAGAGGCAGCUGGAGGAACAGGUCGACACCCUGACGGAGGACGUGACGAGGCUCAAAGCGGCCGAGGGACUGUCCGUGUCCGAGGGCGAGUCGAAGGAGGCCCUUGAGAAGCAGAUGGAGACCCACCGCGACCUCCACCAGAAGCAGGUCGUGCAGCUGCGGCAGGAGAUCAACCAGAAGCAGGCGCUCAUCGAGGACCUGAAGGAUCAAAACCAGAAGCUGACCCUCGAACUCGACCAGCUGCGCGGCGAACACAACAAACUCAAGGUGGAGGAAGCCGAGAAGAGCACAAGACUCCACGAACUCAUCGCCCUGAACGAGAGGAGGGAGCAGGCCCACCACGAUCUCAAGGGACUGGAGGACACGGUGGCCAAGGAGCUGCAGACGCUACACAACCUCAGGAAGCUCUUCGUCCAGGACCUGCAGGCCAAAGUCAAGAGGUCAGCAGCCGGCGAGGACGAGGACAUCCUGGGCGGCUCCGUGGCCCAGAAGCAGAAGAUCAGCUUCCUGGAGAACAACCUCGAUCAGCUGACCAAGGUGCACAAACAGCUGGUGCGGGACAAUGCGGACCUGCGCUGCGAGCUGCCCAAGCUGGAGAAGCGGUUGCGAGCGACCAUGGAGAGGGUCAAGGCCCUGGAGACGGCGCUGAGGGAGGCCAAGGAGGGAGCAAUGAGGGACAGGAAGAGGUACCAGUAUGAGGUGGACCGCAUCAAGGAGGCUGUGAGGCAGAAGAACCUAGCAGGAGGGGCAAGGGAGCGCAUAUUCAGGUUGAGAGUCAAAGAAUGA